AUGUACCUCCCCUGGUACACCCUGACAACGGAAGGCACCUGGUGGUACGACUACACCACGCGCAGGCAGCGCAUCGACCGCCGGAACGGGCUGGGGGAUCGAUACUGCGGCUCCGCGCUGCCUCUGAGGGCCACGCCAUGCACCCAGGUGGUGCGGGACUCGUGGCGCUAUCUCGUCUUCCCCCAGGCCAAGUACUGCUGCCGCUGCUGCUCUGCGGCCAAUGGGUGUGACGUGGUGCGCCCUGAUUGGCUGGCCGAUGCCACGUAUCUGGGCCGGGACUACGUGGACGACGUGCCCUCUACCAAAUGGAAGCAGCAGGGGUUACAGAACAACUACUACUGGCAUUCAGAGGACGAUGUCCCCAUGCGAAUUUACAUGGAGCCUUUGGAGCAAAUGACCUUCUCCCACGCCUCGUUCAAGAAGCCACACCACUUUCCCAACGCCACCUUCGAUCUACCUUCAGACAUGGAUUGUUCCCAACUCUGCUACGGCUUCUGUGCUCUGGUCCGACAAACAACGCCCUAA
Closterium sp. Naga37s-1 is the source of this 525-nucleotide messenger RNA. NCBI's taxonomy places the organism in Eukaryota, Viridiplantae, Streptophyta, Zygnematophyceae, Desmidiales, Closteriaceae. The record is from the annotation of a GenBank genome assembly.